UUGGACAGGUAACAUCCACAGUGUCUUCACACAAUUCAGAUAGCUCGAUAUACCUCAACCAACUUGAGUGGUCUUUUCGUGUAUUCCUAAUGAAAAUGGAGUACAAAAUCCUUAUUGCUUGCCUCUUUGGUAUUAUCGUUGAGUGUCAGAAUGUAUCGAUGGAAGAGAUGGUUAAAAUUCCUUGUUCCAACGACUCAAACUGUGUGGAUAUCGUCGAUCCUGGUCAGCUAAAUCCAAAGUGUAAAAAUAAUCUCUGUAUUUGCAGCACGGAUACAACAAAUGCUAAGUGGAAGAAUUGUACUCCCCGAAAUCCCAUCGUUGGUACUGUGCGCAUAGAUAACGGUUUGAACUGCAAUGUUGACGGAGAAUGCCAGAACAAGAUCAAAGGUGCAAUAUGCGACAAGAUGGAAAACAACACUGUGGGUGUGUGCAAAUGCAGCGAAAACUUUACCAUGGAUGGUAGAAAAAAGCAGUGCCUGAAGAUAGCGGACGCUCUGGGGUCCGAGUGUGUGGACAAUAAUCAGUGUGUCCAUGGUCUAGGGGAGUCUACCAAGUGCUCAGAGGGCAGUUGUCGCUGCCGUGAGAACAAUCACCACUACAGCUUGUCCUUGAAAAAUUGCGUUGCCAACAAAGGGCAUGGGGAAAAGUGUAAACCAGAAGGAGAUAACUGCUAUUUGCUGAAUAAAAAUGGAACCAACAACGAUCUCGAGUGUUCGGACGAAGGUGUUUGUACAUGUUCAAGCAAUCGUACUCUCAUCGAUGGUUUGUGUUCAGGAGCUUCUCACGCUUAUUCUCAAAUAAUCAUGCUUUUGGCUUUGGUGCAAUUAUUAGCUUUUUUAUAAGAUAAGAACUGUUUUUUGGCAUCAAAAAUAUGAAUUUCAUGUCAGAUUAUUGUUUUUGUUGAAUAUGUUGAUCUUCAUUAGUCAUAACAUUUAUUGAGUUCUCACUCUUGUUUAUUCCAUGAAUAUUAGGUGUACCAUGUAUUUAAUAUUGAUAGUUGUCAACAGUAUUAAGACUUAUGGCCUUUAGUUUUGUAUGGUUUAUAAGAACUAACCUUAAGUGAAUGAGAUUUAAAGUAAUGUUUUUAAGAGAAAUUUGUAUUUUCCAUCUCCGUGAGAUUUUUUUCAUUAGAUUACUUUCAAACAUCAUAUUAAAGUAUUAAUGUUAGAAGAAUUUAAAAAUAAAAUAAC
Molecule: messenger RNA, 1190 nt
Organism: Copidosoma floridanum
Lineage: Eukaryota; Metazoa; Arthropoda; Insecta; Hymenoptera; Encyrtidae
Source: RefSeq, a predicted model, not a curated record